This is a messenger RNA of Penaeus indicus, 2170 nucleotides long. Its product is annotated as WD repeat-containing protein 26-like. Gene Ontology annotation, molecular function: protein binding. Gene Ontology annotation, cellular component: GID complex. Gene Ontology annotation, biological process: proteasome-mediated ubiquitin-dependent protein catabolic process. The record is from RefSeq and is a predicted model, not a curated record. The transcript has 10 exons. Lineage: Eukaryota; Metazoa; Arthropoda; Malacostraca; Decapoda; Penaeidae. The coding region runs from base 13 to 1338 and encodes 441 amino acids.
CUUUCAAGCCUCAUGUUCAUGUCAAACCCUGAAGAACUGCGUGCUGCGGCAAGGUGGACAGGGAUGGGCAAAGAAAGUCGAAAAGGCCUCAUGGAUCGCCUACAGCACUUCUUACCGCCAUCCAUAAUGCUGCCUCCUCACAGACUUGAGACAUUGAUUCUUCAAGCCGUAGAACAGCAGCGUACCCAGUGUGCCUAUCACAACACUCGCAGCGACAGUCAGGUCAGUAGACGAGAUGACCACAGCUCUCACUGCUGCAGUCAGGUGCUUGGAUCUGGUGGUUCCUUACUGAUGGAUCACUCAUGUCCUCGUCUUGCCUUCCCUGGAACCACCGUCCAGAUUCUGUCUGACCACUGUGAUGAAGUUUGGAUUGCUCGCUUCAGUCCAGAUGGAACUAAAUUGGCUACCGGGUCCAAAGACUCUACAGUCAUCAUUUGGGAUGUUGAUCCUGAAACGUUAACUGUCACUCGUCGCUUCACCUUAGAUGGACACUCCUAUGGUGUGGUGUACCUUGCCUGGAGUCCAGACAGUACUAAGCUCAUUGUAUGUUUACAAGAAGAGGCUGCUGAACUUGUGGUCUGGGAUACUGAACGAGGGGAACAGAUAUGUAAAGUGUCAAACUCUCCUGAUGAUUCCCUUACUUGUGCAGCAUGGCACAAGGAUUCCCGAAAGUUUGUCUGUGGAGGCAUGAGGGGACAGUUCUACCAUUGUAACUUGGAGGGACACAUUUUAGACUCCUGGGAAGGAGUCAGAGUUCAGUGUUUAGCUAUACAAAAUGAUGGGAAGACUGUCUUAGCAUCAGACACACAUCACCGCAUCAGGGGUUAUCAUUUUGAUGAGGUGCAGGACCAUAAUAUUAUUCAGGAGGACCACAGCAUAAUGUCAUUUACCCUUGACAAUACCGGCCAGUAUGCCUUGUUAAACGUGGCCAACCAAGGUGUCCAUUUAUGGGACUUACGAAAUAGAACUUUGGUGCGCAAGUUCAGAGGACUCACCCAGGGCCACUAUACCAUCCAUUCUUGCUUCGGUGGAGAUAACCAAGACUUUGUUGCUUCUGGGAGUGAAGAUAACAAAGUAUAUAUCUGGCACCAUCGGCGAGAACUGCCUGUAGUCACCCUUGGCGGCCACACCCGAACUGUCAACUGUGUCACCUGGAAUCCCAGAUACCCUGCGAUGAUUGCAUCCGUGUCAGAUGAUGCCACUGUGAGGAUAUGGGGACCAGCGCCGCAGUACAGGGGAUCUGCAGCAGCACAGAAUGGCACAAAAGCCACUGCUAAUGGGAGUGAGUCUGAAUCUCCAACUUCCCACAUGUUCCUCAGCAACGGCGCAGCUGUUUAGUGAAGUGAUCUCUUGUGCCACAGACCUAAUAUCUCGUCGCUUGUGGUGUGUUCUUGGUUGCUGGUGCCACUAAGUUUGUGUAGCACCAAUGGUUGUUAGUGCCACAAAGUUAGUACCAGGGCAUUGGUGUCAUGCCACUAUUGCCACAAACACAACUUUACUUAUUAUUUUGUGACACAGAGACUUCCUACAUGAUAUGGCUGAGUGAUGGACAGCUUGUUGGAUCUUGUCAUCCUGUGAAUCAUUCCUCUAUGAGUGUAAUGCUAAACCCACUCCCCAACUGUGGUAUCAGCGUCUGGCUUAGAUUCUUUUGGAACUUAACUUUCGAAGUUGUGCCUCAAAAACAUAAAUAUUUUGGUAAAAAGAAUAUGGAUUUUUCCAAGUGGAUAUACUGUUCUAAGUCAGUUUUGAUUUCAGAUACAAUUUCCUCCCCCCAAGAGAAGCUGACUGAUAACAGAAGAACUUUUUAAUGUUUGGAAGGUCAAGCUUUAUUCUAUAAGAUAUAUUAUUUUGAACACAUUUGGUGACAGCAGCUGGAUCUGUAUCAGUUAUCCCUGGAAAACUGUUCACUGUUAAGAUAUGUCUUUUUAAUUUAGAAAAUAACAAGACCAAAGACAAGGAUCAUGAUAAGCAUGCCUUGCUAUUUUCUCCUGGAAAAGGUGGUGGUCACUCUAGAGUAUGAAUCACAGUAGGAUCCAUAAGAUGCCAGAAUGCUCACCUUGAGUUCUUACAUGCUUGGCUGACUCAAUCAUCGAUUCAUCAAAAUCAACUCCAUCAUCCAUUAUUUGUGUACCAGCUCUACAAGACACCAUUGUAAAUACAACAUCCUUCC